Messenger RNA from Brassicogethes aeneus, 1119 nucleotides. The record is from the annotation of a GenBank genome assembly. NCBI's taxonomy places the organism in Eukaryota, Metazoa, Arthropoda, Insecta, Coleoptera, Nitidulidae.
AUGGAAGACAAAAAUAGAAAAAAAUAUAUUUCCCUAUCCCGGAGGCAAAAGCGGAGGAGAAUUAAUGCAGAUCUCAAAAUAAUGGGCGUGGACUCCACGCCGUGGAGGCGUCUCAGAGAAAGAUGCCACAGUAAGAAAAUCUUCUCAAAUAAUUUGGCAAAAGAUUGGUCUUGGCUGGGGCUAAGAAACAACAAUAAAAUUCAAAAUUUAAAAUCUGUUGAAAUAUUGAAGGCUGCUGUGUGCACUUCGACAGACAAAAAUUUUGAAGGCAUAGUUUCCGAAUGGUUCCGGCAGGCCAAACAAAGAUUUGGUAUACCCUAUAGGGAAGCAAAAAACCCAUUAAAAGAAGUAAGAACCACAAGGAUUUUAUUUAUUUUGUCACAUUUAUUGUCUACAAACACUUUAAAACGCAAGCGAUCACAGUGUUGGCGGCCGUCAAAGACUGAAGUGGAAGAAGGAUUUAUUAUUCACAUAAAGAUAACUGGUGAAUUGAACGACGUGUUGGAAAGCAAAGUGCAAAAACUAAAGUCAUUUGGACUGUCCCUCCAACCAACACCUGUAAUUGUUGGACCUUCUCUGGACGAAAUCGAAUCUGAAGAGUCAAACAUAGCCCAUAAAUUUAAUAAAUAUUUCGUGGAAAGUAUUGAUGCUAUUAUUCAAGGUAUACCACAAACAGCAAACGUUAUACCCCAUAUAAACAGGAUCCCUGAACAUAGUAAAUUAUUUUGUAAUUUUGAAAAAAUAUCUAUGUUAAAAAUGAAGCAAAUAAUUAAAAAUCUGAAAAAUGUAGGAGGCGAUGAAAGUGGCAUAUCUAAGCAAUCAUGGAAAUUGUCAACAGUGAUUCCAGUUCCCAAGGUGCAAAAUACAAAAAGUCACAAUGAGUUUAGACCAAUUAACACAGUUCCCAUUUAUGAAAAAGUAAUUGAAUUAUGUGUAAAAGAACAGCUACUUAACUAUUGCGUCAAUAAUAAAAUAAUAGUUUCUAACCAAUCAGGUUUCCGUGAAAACCACUCCUGUGAGUCUGUUGUUGUUAGUAUCAGUGAUGAUUUUCUCAAAGCCAUUGACUGUGAUAAUUUUGUUUUAGCUGUAUUUUUAGAUUUUAAAAGAGCCAGUAGAUAG